GACGGGCACGCCCAUCUAAGUUUCCACCACCUAACAUUGUACUUGUCUGUGACAGUUUGUACCGAGGUUUGUACACUCUCGAUCUCAAAUCGACACACAACAAUUAGCUAGCUCAGUGAAGAGUACAUUAUGGCUACCCCUUAUCCCACUGUUGGACCCCCUGUCUCAAGCACCCCCUCAAGCAAGGUGGAGCUGCACAUAUCCUGCAAGAACCUGGUUGAUACUGACGUCUUCUCCAAGUCUGACCCAAUAGUGGCCAUCUACACAGUGGACAAUGGAGGCAAAGCUGUGGAGUAUGCUCGCACUGAGUGUAUCCAGAACAACCUUAACCCUGAGUUCAGCAAGGCUAUAGAGAUGGUGUAUCGUUUUGAGGAGGUCCAGAAACUCAAGUUCACAGUGUACGACAUUGACAAUGUCUCCCCUACUCUGGACGAUGAUGCCUUCCUCGGCUCUAUCGAGUGCACUCUGGGAGAGGUUGUGAGUGCUUCCACAUUCACUAAGCCUCUGGAAUCAGGAGGAAAAAAGAUAGGCUCUAGCACUAUCACCAUUCGAGCGGAAGAGUUGUCUCAGAACAAUUCAAAAAUUGACAUCAAGUUCUCAGCAGUUGGUCUGGAUAAGAAGGAUUUUCUGGGCAAGUCUGACCCGUACCUGGAGUUUGCUAAGGAGAAUCCUGAUGGCAGUUUCACCAGUGUUCACCGCACAGAGUACAUCAAGAACACCCUGAACCCUGUGUGGCCACCCUUCGCCAUCACCUCGCAGGCUCUGUGCAGUGGAGACCCUGACAGGAAGAUAAAGGUGACAUGCUUUGACUGGGAUUCUGACGGGAGUCAUGAUCUGAUCGGAGAGUUCACGACCUCUCUAGCGGAGUUGAGUGGGGGGAGUGUUAAAAGCUGGCCAUGUAUCAACCCCAAGAAACUGAGCAAGAAGAAGUACACAAACUCUGGGACAGUCAGGCUAGAGAAGAUCACUGAGACCAAGAUGUACUCUUUCCUGGAGUACAUCAUGGGUGGCUGUCAGAUCAACUUCACUGUGGGUGUGGACUUUACAGGUAGUAACGGCAACCCCCUGAACCCCUCCUCUCUUCACUUCAUUGAUCCCGCCUACCCCAACCAGUACACACAAGCCCUCAUUGCUGUGGGAGCCGUAUGUCAGGACUACGACUCUGACAAGUUGUUCCCUGCCCUCGGCUUCGGGGGAAAGAUUGGAGGAAACGUGUCUUUUGAGUUCCCCCUCAACGGUAACCCUAGCAACCCGUACUGCCUGGGGGUGCAAGGGGUGAUCCAGGCGUACCAUCAAGCACUGACAACUGUCGAGUUGUGGGGACCAACCAACUUUGCUCCUAUAAUUAGGCAUGUGGCCAAUUUUGCCGAGCAAGCAACUCGUAAUCCUGAAGUACAGCAAUACUUCAUUCUCCUCAUGUUGACUGACGGUGCUAUAUCAGACAUGAUGGCUACCAAACAAGCCGUCAUAGCCGCCUCACACCUACCCAUGUCCAUCAUCAUCGUGGGUGUGGGAGAGGCCAACUUUGAUGCCAUGAACGAACUCGACUCUGAUGACACAAAACUGACGGUUGGCUCUAGUGUGGCUUCCAGAGACAUUGUCCAGUUUGUGCCCUUCCGCGACUUCAAGCAUUCGUCCCCCCAGGCACUAGCAGCUGCCGUGCUGGCGGAGGUACCCUCACAACUGGUGGAGUACAUGACUGAACAUCGCUUGACACCCAUGAACAGGACUCAGUAGACUCAUUGAUUACACUAACUGCAUGUCUAGUGUCUCUAGUUGUAAUUGUGUGUGUGUGUCCAUUGUUUUAUACUUCUUUUGUAGCAUCCUGUUUUAAUUUUGUAUCAAAGCUGUUACUUUCUCUUAUAAUGUUAUGAUACAGUAGCUUAUAGCUCAA
Halichondria panicea is the source of this 1894-nucleotide messenger RNA. RefSeq names its product copine-1-like. Lineage: Eukaryota; Metazoa; Porifera; Demospongiae; Suberitida; Halichondriidae. The transcript is spliced from 12 exons. Gene Ontology annotation, biological process: cellular response to calcium ion. Gene Ontology annotation, molecular function: calcium-dependent phospholipid binding. Gene Ontology annotation, cellular component: plasma membrane. The record is from RefSeq and is a predicted model, not a curated record. Bases 130 to 1737 code for a protein of 535 amino acids.